CAUCGAAGAUAGCCCGUUCUUCGGCCAAUCCGCGUUCAACAAGUACGACAGUCCGAAAAGUCCGAUCGCUUGUGGGAACUACGAAUGUUCCGAUAUAUCAAUCGUCCUGUGAAUUUGCUUCGAAAUCCUGCCUUGGCAUACAGCCAGCUCGUUCGCGUGAUAACGGAUCGUAUUAGCAGAUGAUUGGCGAUGGAUUGAAUAGUGUCCGGUCUGUCAUCGUUUCUCGUGUGUCGUCUGCGUCCAACCUGCUCAGCUCAGCUGUCGUGUGACGAUGCUUGUGACGUAACUGAAUUAUAAUGGUUGAUUGUCGAGGCUGAGGGUUCACGCCUCGCGAUUUAUUUACCAUUUUGCCCUGUCACUGUGAUCGCGCGUGCAUUUUGGUGACUCGGGCAUCUCGCAGUGACGGACGCGAUGGACAGUAACAAGGACGAGGCGGAGCGAUGCUUCGAGCUCGCGGAGCGAUUUAUGCGGGAUAGGAAGUACGAGGAAGCUGAGAAAUUCGUCCGCAAGGCCCAGAGACUUUAUCCGAUGAAGAAGGCCGAGGAACUGCUGGCAGAAGUAACAGUGCUCUCGAAACAGAACCAGAAACCAGAGUCAGCUGAGCCUAAUGUUAGAAAACGGCAAAAUGUAACCAAAGAUGGGACACAUUCCCAGAGCAAUUCCGAAUAUUCAAAAGAACAGUUGGAGCAUGUAAAAAGAAUAAAGAAGUGCAAGGACUACUACGAAAUCUUAGGAGUCAGCAAAGAUGCUACAGACAGUGAUAUUAAAAAGGCUUAUAAGAAAUUAGCGCUUCAAUUACAUCCUGACAAAAAUAAAGCACCAGGUGCUGCCGAGGCGUUUAAGGCUAUUGGCAAUGCGGUUGCUAUUCUUACUGAUUCGGAAAAACGAAAACAAUAUGACAUGUACGGUUCCGAAGAAGAAAGAAUGCAGAAUAUGCACAGCCGCCAAGGCCAUACGCAUUACAACUAUACUCGUGGAUUUGAAGCUGAUAUCACAGCCGAGGAAUUGUUCAAUAUGUUUUUUGGUGUCGGCUUCCCACAACAAGAAUUUUAUAUGCGUCGGCCAGGAGGAAGAUGGAUGCGACAGUCGGAAGCGCAAGCGCAACAUGCCCAUUCUCAGCAAGCAAAUGGAUACACUACGUUUCUUCAGAUGUUACCAGUUCUGUUACUAAUAUUGUUAACCAUGAUGAGCAGUUUUUUCAUUUCCGAUCCAGUAUAUAGUCUGCAUGCGAGCCCAAAAUAUUCAGUGGGCAGAACAACUCAGGUUUUGAAAGUGCCAUAUUACGUUAAGGAAAACUUUCACAGUGAAUACCAAGGCAGUUUACGUAGGUUAGAAAUUUCAAUUGAAGAAGAGUACGUGGGUAACUUGAGGCAGGCCUGCGCUAGGGAAAAGAAUUACAGGGAAGGUAUAAUGUGGAAAGCCCGUAAUUUGGGAGAUCAAGAUCUGUUCAUGAAAGCUAAAAAUCUUGAAACACCCUCGUGUAGGAAACUACAAGAACUGCAAGCAUAAUAAAUAACAACAUGUAAACUAGAAGUUUUAUGUGAAUAGAUAGAUGUAUAUUAUAUUUACACAUGUAUAAUUGUCUUUGGGUGUAUAAUGAGAACUUCUAUAAGAUGCAAUUAUGUAUAAAAUAUUCUUAUACACUCAAAGUAAAUUGUAUUUCAAGGUCCAUAUGUCCGGGUCUGUCUUGCGCAUUCUCUCAUUACAUACAUAAAUUUUGAGUUGCAUGCUGAACGAUUACAGCUAUGCAAAAGUAAAUGAAGCUUUAAUCAUUAUUGAUUCAACUGAAUAUAUAUAAGAAAGUCUCUGUUUGUCAUAUAAUUUCCAGUUUCUCAAAAUAAACAUACAUGUCAGUUAUAAAUAUAUUUAAAAUAUUGUUAAAAAUUGUCUAUUAAAAAAAAAAAAAACAAUGUAUACGUGUGAUUGCUAGCUUUUCUAUAGUAUUAUGAAAUGUUAUUAGGACAGUUCUUUCUGAAUACUCAGUUAUUUAUAACAAACAAAAAGUAAGCCUAGUACUUGUAAGUACGAUUACAUAUGUAACAUAGGGGUGAAUAUAUCAUACAUACGUAUAUGCGUACAUAAUUUCAUAGACUUGCGGGUCCAAUUUAUUUCAUGAUAACAUUCUUUUCGAUUGCAAUUGAAAAAUUACAAAUAAAUCUGUAGUAGGUACCAAUGAUUUAUAUUUUACAUUUGGAAUUUUAUCGCACAGCUAAUUGUAGUAUACAUAUGCCUUUCUAGCAACUUUUGAGGAUGAAUUGAAUGAUUAGAGACUAUUUAGAAUGUAUACAGUUUAGUGAAAGAAAGGAAACAGUGUAGUAAGGAUUAAUUCUUCGUACAAUUAGUUAUUGCUUUAAAGUUACUUCAAUUACUUUAUUGUCUCUAUAUUAAGUCUGCAUUUCAUCUGUUGUUCUUGGUUACAAACAUGUACGAAACUUGAGUUUAUGGAAAAAUAUUAUUGGGCUUGCGAAAAAAUUAUAUUGGAAAUAAUAAUGUACAAUAUAUAUAAGGAUCUGAAUGGUUUUUCAAUAAUUUCUAAUAGUUUUUUUGCGAAUCUAAUAGUAUUUUUCCAUAAUGGAUAAAUCACUAGAUAUAAUGAUUUAUAGAUCAAGUUGCUUCUCGCUUAAAAAUGACUUAUUUCAAUUUUCUUUUAUUGAUUUUAUGACUAUGAAAAUUAACACAGGAUUGUUCACAAUCCAUAUUGAGCUUAUUAUAAUUUUAAUGUAUAAAAGAUUUAAUAUUUGUUUUUACAUAUACAUAUGUAGAUGAAGGAAUUCUCUAAUACUUGCCUAAAAAAUACAUUCAGAUCAGUAUUGGAUAUCCAUCUACUGAUAAAAUCAGUACCUGGAUAUACUUCUUGAUUUUAUUUUAAUCUAUUUUUGUUAAAAGUAAACAAAACUUUUUGAUAGAAAAGUAUAUUGACUUGUAUGAAAAAUCACACUGAUAAAAAUUUAAUCACAUAAUGAUCAUAGACAUUUAUAUAUUUAUAUAUUUAUUUAAAUAUUUAUGGUAAAUAUAUAAAUGUCUAUGAUAAUGAUGCGAGAAAUGAUUGAUAUAUUUGUUGCAUAUGUAUUACAAAAUAUCGAAUUAAUUAAGCUGUAGUUAGAUCAGAGAGCUCCAAAAAUACUUAUGUUACAAGAAUAAUCGAAUAAUAUAAACCUUUGCUGAGAUGAUUUACAUUCAUGGGCGUUUUAAUAUAUAAUUAUAAAUAUAAAUCUCUUGCAAUGCGCUAUAUAAAUGUUUACAGUUAAUGUUAAAUGGCGGUCUCAGCACACGUAUUUAUGUUACAAAUAUAAAUUAUGUUUAAAUAGU
Molecule: messenger RNA, 3309 nt
Organism: Solenopsis invicta (red fire ant)
Lineage: Eukaryota; Metazoa; Arthropoda; Insecta; Hymenoptera; Formicidae
Product: dnaJ homolog subfamily B member 12
Exons: 8
Coding region: 412-1509 (365 amino acids)
Biological process (GO): cellular response to misfolded protein
Cellular component (GO): endoplasmic reticulum membrane
Molecular function (GO): Hsp70 protein binding
Source: RefSeq, a predicted model, not a curated record